Messenger RNA from Drosophila suzukii, 1933 nucleotides. It is a transcript of the gene Dip-B, whose product is annotated as Dipeptidase B. The record is from RefSeq and is a predicted model, not a curated record. Gene Ontology annotation, cellular component: cytoplasm. Gene Ontology annotation, biological process: proteolysis. Gene Ontology annotation, molecular function: metalloaminopeptidase activity; manganese ion binding. NCBI's taxonomy places the organism in Eukaryota, Metazoa, Arthropoda, Insecta, Diptera, Drosophilidae.
UGAAAGCUCUGCACAUGCCGGCUGGUCUACCUCUGAAAACCUGGACUCUCCUUUGUUUUUGCGUUUGGUUUGGCCCAGAAACUGCAUCCACCUGGGACGUGACUGGCAAAAGGAAACCCACAAUUCCCAACCAAGCGACAUCCCGCUCCCAAGUUUCCAGUUUCCAGCUGCAGCGCUUUGUGCCCAUCUGAGGUUCAGUGACGCCCCACUUGCCGAUCGACCAAGUCGCGUGAGCUGCCUAUAAAAAGUACUCAACAUGGGUAUCGAGAAAAUUCUACCAUGCACCCUCCGGCUGAACAAGCUGAUGAGCUUGGCGGGCAGCGACUGCCUGUGCAUCAUCGACCGCGAGGCAGUUCCCAACGAGCUGAAGGCCAUCUUCGAUGAGCACCGCAGCUACGACAAGUCCUUCGACAGCAGUGUGUCCUGCUUCAAGGCUCCCAACGUGGACCAACCUGUGGUCUAUGCCCCCGUCUCCGAACUCACCGACUACGACGAUGUGAGGAGCUACCAGGCGGCGGCCAAGAAGUCCAUGGAGAAGGUGCUCAAGGCUGGCUUCCGCACUCCUUUGCUGUUUGUGCCUAAGGUUCAGCGUUUCCCCGAGGUCGAGCUCUGCACCGUUCUCGGAGCCCUGGAACAGCUUUAUGUGCCCAUUCAACUGCGUGAAGCAGGAACCUCCAAAGACAACCGCGUGACUACGCUCAGUGUCCAGAUCGACGAUCCGAGGGCGGAGUCCAUUUUCCAGGAAGCUCUCAUUUUGGAGGCUGGUCGUUUUGUGGCCCGUGACAUCGGAGUUGGGGAUCCUGAGCGCAUGACCCCCAUCCAGGUGGAGAAGUACAUCAAGCCGCUGUUCGACAAACUGAAUGUGAAUGUGAUUAGUGACUCAAAGGUCCUGGAGAAGGAGUAUCCUCUGUUUGCGGCUGUGAACCGGGCUGCAGAUGCCGUAGAGCGUCACCGCGGUCGCAUCAUUUUCCUGGAGUACAAGCCCCCGAAGCCGGCGAGGAAGACGCUGAUGCUGGUCGGCAAGGGAGUGACCUAUGACACCGGUGGUGCUGACAUCAAGGCCGGAGGUGUGAUGGCCGGCAUGUCGCGCGACAAGUGCGGAGCAGCUGCUGCAGCUGGAUUCAUGCAGGUGGUCAGCCAACUCCAGCCCGAAGAUGUCCAUGUCGUGGUGGCCCUGUGCAUGGUCCGCAAUUCCGUGGGCGAAGAGUGCUAUGUGGCCGAUGAGAUCAUCACCUCGCGAGCUGGCCUCCAUGUCAGGAUUGGAAACACCGAUGCCGAGGGUCGUAUGUGCAUGACCGAUGCUCUGUGCCGCAUGAAGGAGAUGGUCGUGGAGCAGAAUCUCCCCGAUCCCCAUCUGUUCACCAUUGCCACUUUGACUGGACACGCCUUCAUCUCGGCCGGAGAGGGGCAGUCGAUUGCCAUCGACAACAGCGUGGCCCACCGCGAGGAUCACGCCAGGAGGCUGCAGGCUGCUGGCCAGACCUUCGGCGAACCCUUCGAGAUUUCCAUUCUCCGUCCCAGCGACUUUGCCUUCAAUGCGGGCAAGGUGAUUGGCGAGGAUCUGGUGCAGGCCAAUAAUGCCCCUUCGGUGAGGACUCCUCGUGGACACCAGGUGCCAGCCGCCUUUAUGAUCAUGGCUUCUGGACUGGACAAACAUGGUCUGGACUCCAAGCUGCCAAUCAAGUAUACCCAUAUCGAUAUCGCCGGCAGUGCCGGUGAGCACCCAGCUAUGCCCACAGCUGCCCCUCUGGUUUCCCUUGUGAAGACCCAUCUUCAGAAGUAAAUCCUUUCAAGCGUAUAUAUUUGUCGUGAGGAAGUACUGCCCAAUACCACACACCGUACUUAUACACUAAUAUGAUUAUACCUAUCCAACAAUAUUAUCUUUCUGUCCACUAACUACAUCACUGUUCUUAAUAAAGGCACCAUAAAAUGA